Messenger RNA from Phytophthora infestans T30-4, 546 nucleotides. RefSeq names its product ATP-binding Cassette (ABC) superfamily. Gene Ontology annotation, cellular component: membrane. Lineage: Eukaryota; Oomycota; Peronosporomycetes; Peronosporales; Peronosporaceae. The transcript is spliced from 3 exons. The record is from RefSeq and is a predicted model, not a curated record. Gene Ontology annotation, molecular function: ABC-type transporter activity. The coding region runs from base 1 to 546 and encodes 181 amino acids.
AUGGCGCUAUCCAUACAUCCAGAUGUACUGGCGUACAAUUUGACGCGGACGUUUUUGGCAAUCAUCUUGGCGGUAGUUUUCGGACUUAUUUUCGAAGACGUCGACUACGCGUUAUAUUCGGGACUAAAUUCGGGUGUCGGAAUGAUCUUCAUCGCCGCUCUCUUCAACUGCAUGAAAGCGUUCCAGAGUGUCCUGCCGCUGUCGUGCUCUAUACAUGCCUCGUUCUACCGAGAGCGUGCGUCAGAUAUGUACAACGCGUUCUGGUACUUUGUGGGAUCGACGCUGGCUGAGAUCCCCAAUUGCUUUAUGAGCUCGCUGAUCUUGACCGUGAUAUUCUACCCGUUCGUAAUUUCUGUUGUUCAGCUUGUUAUGAGAUCCAGUCCACCGGCGUACGCCAUCCCCUCGGGCUACCAGUGGGUGUACGAGAUCUCGCCGAUGAAGUUUCCGCUGUCGUUCAUGGUGGCGCUCGUUUUCGCCGAUUGCGACGAGUUGCCGACUACUUCGGCAUGGAGUACGACACUAUCGCCCGCAACUUCGGCGUCGUGA